AUGGUUGUUGAAGCACAGGAGUUGUCCGCUUUGCAAACAAAAUAUCCUUCUGGCGUGCGGUGUCAUCCUGGAAGAUGGCCUCUCUUCCUCCUCCAACUCCUCCUCCGAAUCUUCUACCUCUUCCUCGACGUCCGCUUCAGGCAACGGCCGAAAUGCUGUGGGCAGCAUGUUCUCACACUUUUUGCCGCCAGCAGGACAGCAUGCAAGAGAUGGGCGCUUGAUGUGGAUGAACGACAGCAACAACCUUUGCCCUCCACUCUUUGGCCUGUCUUGUCAACAGUGUUCAUACCUGCUUUGCUUAUGUCAAAGAAGGCCACAGCACGGACGGCCUAG
Molecule: messenger RNA, 333 nt
Organism: Dibothriocephalus latus
Lineage: Eukaryota; Metazoa; Platyhelminthes; Cestoda; Diphyllobothriidea; Diphyllobothriidae
Source: the annotation of a GenBank genome assembly